AGAAAAUCACAAUCACCAAAAUGAAACCAAAGAAUCCCGCCCGCCGCAACGUCCCGUUGAAGCCACAAAUACCUGGGAAAACCAUAAAGAAAAGUGCUGGCUCAGGUGGAAGGAGAACAACGAAGCCGAAGGCAGUCUCGAACGAGAUACCCAAGACUUUGACAACCUCAGCAGCCGCACCCGCAGCCGCACCUGCACCCACGCCCACACCCACAUCCGCCUCCACAGCAGUAUCUGACGAAGCCACACUCGCAUCCAUUCCCACCACAUCCCGCAAGAAGGGCAAGAAAUUCCCCACACAGUCACACCUCCUAUCUUUGAUAGAUGCGAUAUCAACACAGCAAGAUCAGGUCAUCACCAACAAACUCGCUCGACAUCAUGCAAACGCGGCCCGCAACUCGGUAAAGCAAAAGAAGACCCAAGACAAAAAGAGAGAGAAGAGAGCAGAGAUUGAAGUCAUCAAGAAGCAACUAAGGAUGGAGAAGGGAAAAAAGAAGAAAAGAAAGAGUAAAGAGGAACCGGAGCAAGAUUCAGAGAGUGGAGGGAAGCCAAAGAAACGGGUCACAUUCGAUCUUUAGCGAGCAUGACAUUUGUACAUUCUUCAUUUCAGACGCACCGUGUCGGUAGCAUGUGUAUUUAUCUAUUUUGAAAUCAACUAUAAUAUCUAAAGUAAAAAUACAGAAGAGGUCAUUACUGCGCCUACCGCCAGGGCAGACCGCCAAUAUGUGC
Spizellomyces punctatus DAOM BR117 is the source of this 729-nucleotide messenger RNA. RefSeq lists its product as uncharacterized. Bases 21 to 578 code for a protein of 185 amino acids. The record is from RefSeq and is a predicted model, not a curated record. The transcript is spliced from 2 exons. Lineage: Eukaryota; Fungi; Chytridiomycota; Chytridiomycetes; Spizellomycetales; Spizellomycetaceae.